AUGUUCGCCCACUGCAGAGGCCCGGUCUGGGGCGCCGACGACUUCUCCAAGUGUUUCGAGCGGGACUAUCUCCUAACAUUGUUCCCCCUCCUCGUGUGCGGGCUGUCCUUCCUUUACCUGCUCUUCCAGCUCUAUCGAGCGGCGAGAAAGUCUCCAUACUACCAUGCGUAUAGCGUGCUCGAUGACGUGCAGAAUGUCUGGUCAAUACGAAGUCCUCACUAUAACGGCGACGCCGACACCGAUACCGAUACCGAUACCGAAGAUGAAUUUGAUCGCAACGAGGAGCUGGCGCUGCACCCGACCAUGAGCCGGCAGACAAUGUCCACCAUGGCUGUGGACAAGCCGCGAGGAGAGGUCACCGUUGUGGUAUUGGAGGAGGCUGCUGUGCUGGCACAACUCGGUGUGCACGUCGCCGUCUACUUCACGGGAGCGUGGGGACACAAGGGCAACACUGCGGCGAUUGCUGGUAUUGCCGUCUGGGCAUACAUCGCCACACUCGCUUCGCUGCGCCUGCUAUUCUCCAGCACCAGCAGAUGGUCUUUCCCGAAGCUGUGGUACCACACGGCCUUCAUUUACGCCUUCCAGUGGUGUUUUACCAUCCUCUUAUUCCGGUCCGCUGUUAUCCACCCCCGAUCACAUCUUGCGCAACAACUUACGAUCAUUGAUUUUACCCUGACGACACUCCUAUUCAUCAUUGCGCUCGCGUCGCGGAAGGGAAACAAGGCGGUCGAGCUAGAGUAUGAGGCGGAAAUCGAACCCGCGAGGGAGCCUAUCGCCAGUGUGUUCUCGCUGGCAACGUUUUCUUGGGUCGAUCCUAUCGUUUGGAAGGGGUACAAGAAAACAUAUGAACUCUCCGAUGUCUGGAAUCUAGCUCCGAAGGACAAGGCGGCAGCAGUCAUUGCCAACUACCGCCAGGUCAGAAAGACGUCCGCCCUGGCAUUCCAUCUCCUGAAGUACUUCAAGCGGGGACUCCUGAUUCAGGCAUCAUGGGCCGCCAUGUCUGGAUUUCUGACCUUUGCGCCCACUCUACUUCUCAAGGCGAUUCUAGAAUACGUCGAGGCUCCUGAAUAUACCCCGCGAAAUGCCGCAUGGUUCUACGUUAUCCUGCUCUUCGUCUCCGGGUGUCUUUCUGCGCUUGCCGAUGGACAGGCGUUAUGGAUCGGGCGCAAAAUCUGCAUCCGUUUGCGCGCGGUUGUCAUCGGGGAGAUCUACGCGAAGGCGUUGAAACGGAGGGCUGCCGCCGGCGCCGAUAAGGUCCUGGGCGCGGAGAAGAAGAAGCCCGAUGAUGAAGAGGAUCUGAGGGGACUCAAGCGAAUCAUGACUUUCGGUCGGAAGAAGAAAAAGGCAACAGAAGCACCGAAGCAGGAAGAUCAGAAGCCGGAAUCCGAUUCUCAGGUCACCACCGGCACCAUCAUCAAUCUCAUGGCCGUGGACGCUUUCAAAGUCAGCGAGAUUUGCGCCUACCUCCACUUCCUCUGGGCGAAUACUCCAGUGCAAGUCAUUGUAGCUAUCGUCCUGCUUUAUUCAAUUCUCGGCUACAGCUCAAUUGCCGGCAUCGGAAUGAUGAUCAUCCUCCUUCCCAUCAAUCUCUACGUAUCGAAGCAGUUCGCCAAGAUUCAGAAGCUCAUCCUUGCGGCCACGGACGCAAGAAUCCAUGCGACAAAUGAGGUAUUGAGCAACAUCCGGAUCAUCAAGUUCUUCGCCUGGGAGCAGCGUUUCAUCGGACAGGUCAAUGACAAGCGAUACACGGAGCUGAAGUACCUCAGAAGACGAUAUAUCCUAUGGGCGAUAGCAGCGACUAUAUGGUCCGGAUCUCCUAUUCUCAUUACAUUCCUGUCAUUCUUAGUCUACACGAACGUUGAGAAGAAAGAUCUGAUUCCCUCUGUGGCAUUUACUGCAUUAUCGCUAUUCCAGAUCCUUCGGAUACCGCUCGAUCAGCUCGCAGACAUGGUUGCGCAUGUGCAGGAGUCAAAGGUUUCCGUUGACCGAAUCGAAGAAUAUCUCAGCGAGCCUGAAACCGACAAAUACGCGCAACUUGUUACCCGCAAGAGGGACGAGAAUGGCCAGCCUGUCAUUGGAUUUGAAAACGGCACCUUCAGCUGGGGCGGCACAGAUAUGCAAGACAAGGCUUCUGCCGAGGCUUUUAAGCUCAUGGACCUCAACAUCAAUUUCAAAGUCGGCGACCUCAAUGUUGUGGUGGGGCCUACCGGAUCUGGCAAAACAUCGCUCCUUAUGGCCUUGCUUGGAGAAAUGACGAAGCUGAAGGGAGAUGUAUUCCUGCCCGGUGGUUGCAGUCGCGAAGAUCUCAAGCCAGAUCCCGAGACAGGCCUUACCGAAAGCGUGGCUUACUGUGCGCAACAAGCCUGGCUUACCAACGGUACUGUGAAGGACAACAUCGUCUUCGCGAGUGACUGGGACGCAACCCGCUACAAGAACGUCAUUGUUGCUUGCUCCCUGCAGCGCGAUCUUGAGAUUCUUGAUGCCGGAGAUCAGACGCUCGUUGGUGAGAAAGGCGUUACUCUGUCGGGGGGACAGAAACAGCGCAUAUCCCUCGCUCGCGCGCUGUACAGCAAAGCUCGCCACGUUCUCCUCGACGAUGUUCUGAGCGCUGUCGACUCUCAUACCGCCAAAUGGAUCUUCGACAAAGCACUCAUGGGACCGCUUAUGUACAACCGGACCUGCAUUCUUGUUACGCAUAACGUCAGCCUCUGCUUGCUCCAUGCCGAGUUCGGUGUUGUGCUCGACAACGGCAGGGUAGCCGCUCAAGGCACAGCUGGCGAGAUCAUUGACUCCGGGAAACUCACGGAAGACCUAUCGAAAUCGCGACCGGUGUCUCGAGGAACGUCUAGAGUGCCGUCACGUGUCCCGUCAGACGUUGGCGGCGAAGAAGCGGCUGGCGAGGUCAGCCAUGCAAAUGGAGCCGCCAAUGGCGAUGCGAAUGGCUCAUUAGUUCCCAAGAAGGCGCCCACCAGCAAUACACAUGAAGAGACGAAGGCUGAGGGAGGGGUCAAGCUGAGCAUCAUCGUUAUGUACCUGAAGGCUAUGGGCCCCUGGUACUACUGGAUUGGCGCGACCAUUGCGUUUGCAGCACAGCAGAUCUCGUCCGUCUCUACAAACGUCUGGAUCCGGACAUGGGCAAACGCUUACGCAGAGAAGCGUGUUCAGUAUAUGGGAUCGCAUCACCGCUCGCCCGUCACUCAUGCCCCUACACUCAACGGGCUAGGGACGUGCAUGAAGAGCGGCACCUGUAGCUGGAACCUUCCUUUCUUCGGGCAAUCUGAUGAAACGCAAUAUUCCUACGAUCUCAUGCAGGCACAGACCGGCUUCACCAGCUCCCACGCUGACGUCGACUCAGCCUACUUCCUUGGCGUCUAUGCUGUUCUAGGAGUCAUAUUCAUGUUCAUCACGUUCCUUCGGGAAGGUUUCCUAUUCGGUGGAUCUCUCGCGGCUUCUCGAAGGAUACACGAGAGGCUCAUCCAGGCUAUCACACAUGCCAAGUUUCGCUUCUUCGAUCAGACACCUCUUGGCCAACUCAUGAACCGAUUCUCCAAGGACAUUGAAUCCGUCGACCAAGAGGUAGCCCCUGUAGCAAUCGGUGUCGUGCAUUGCCUCGCAUCCAUCAUCACCAUCGUUAUUCUCAUUUCAGUCAUCACACCUGGCUUCCUGAUCGCCGGUUUCUUCAUCACGGUGCUUUACACGCUCAUCGGCCGAUUCUACCUGAACUCCUCUCGAGAUCUAAAACGUCUAGAAUCCGUCCAUCGCAGCCCACUUUAUCAACAGUUCGGCGAAACUUUGACUGGCAUGACAACAAUUCGUGCGUACGGCGAUGAGCGACGUUUUAUCCGCGAAAACCUGACCAAGAUUAAUACUCAGCACCGGCCGUUCAUCUACUUGUGGGCUGCUAAUAGAUGGCUCGCGUUUCGAGUGGACGUCGUUGGCGCCUUGGUGGCAUUCUUUGCCGGCGUGUUCGUAGUCCGGAGUGUAGGGAGAAUCGACGCAGGAGCUGCCGGUCUGGCUCUGACCUAUGCUGUCACGUUCACCGAGAACGUGCUAUGGUUCGUCCGACUGUACUCCGCAAACGAGCAAAACAUGAACUCCGUCGAACGUGUCAAGGAGUAUCUAGAUGUUGACCAGGAAGCUGCACCUGUCAUUCCGGAGAAUCGGCCACCAUCGAACUGGCCCAGCAGGGGCUCAGUGGAGUUCAUCAAUUACUGCACCCGAUAUCGGCCCGAUUUUGACCUCGUUUUACGGAACGUCACUUUCAAGAUCCUCCCGGGCGAGAAGGUGGGCGUGGUUGGCCGCACGGGUGCUGGGAAGAGCUCCUUGGCUCUUGCACUUUUCCGCGCACUGGAAGCAGAAGAGGGAAAGAUUCUCGUGGAUAAUAUCGACAUCGGGUUGAUUGGUCUCCAGGAUCUGCGGGAGAACAUCGUUAUGGUACCGCAAGAUCCAACCCUCUUUACAGGGACUAUCCGGAGUAACCUCGAUCCAUUCUCCCUCUUUACAGAUGAAGAAAUCUUCACCGCUCUGCGCGAGGUACACCUCGUCUCCUCCACGUCCGCUGCAACGUCUGGGGCAGGAACACCCGAGGGACCCAGCACCCCGCGCGCCAUCGAGAUACCCAAUCCUACUACUGGUGCAGUCGUGGCCGAUAUAAACGCCAGCUAUUCCGCUUCAACGACUAAUCCGGGCUCGAUUCUCACGAGUCGAGAGUGGGAGCAUGGCGGAACGACCGAAGACACUGUUUUGAUCAUGCCCAAUGGAGCAGCCACGAACACAGACGAGCCUGUGCAAUUCGCGAUGCAGGCCGAUAACAAGAAUCCCUUCCGGAAUCUCAACUCCCCCGUGUCUGAAUCCGGCUCCAACCUCUCUCAAGGUCAACGCCAGCUUCUCUGCCUCGCCCGAGCCCUGCUCAAGCACCCGAAAGUCCUGCUUAUGGACGAAGCUACCGCGUCGAUCGACUACGCUACCGACGCUAAGAUCCAGGAGACGAUUCGCGAAAUCAAGAACACUACCAUCACAAUCGCUCAUCGCCUCCAAACGAUCAUUGACUACGAUAAAGUGCUCGUCCUCGACAAAGGCCAGGUCAUCGAAUUCGGCGACCCGUACGACCUGAUACGCCAAGACGGCGGCUCCUUCCGCGGCAUGUGCGAGACUAGUGGCGACAUGGACAAUCUCGUGAAGGACGCGAAAAAGGCGUAUGAGGACAGGGAGCCGCGACGUGCUAGGUCUCGUGAGUAG
Messenger RNA from Trematosphaeria pertusa, 5238 nucleotides. Its product is annotated as P-loop containing nucleoside triphosphate hydrolase protein. The transcript is spliced from 3 exons. Gene Ontology annotation, molecular function: ABC-type peptide transporter activity; ATP hydrolysis activity; ATP binding. Bases 1 to 5238 code for a protein of 1745 amino acids. Gene Ontology annotation, cellular component: fungal-type vacuole membrane; fungal-type vacuole. The record is from RefSeq and is a predicted model, not a curated record. Gene Ontology annotation, biological process: transmembrane transport. NCBI's taxonomy places the organism in Eukaryota, Fungi, Ascomycota, Dothideomycetes, Pleosporales, Trematosphaeriaceae.